AAUUCACAGAAAAUGAAGAAAAAAACCCAGAAAUUUCCUGCGCUUCUCCUCUCUCUGCUGAAAUCACCGAUAUAUAUAGGCCUGUGUAUCUACAUAUACACGUCACAACGAGAUUCAUCGAAGACCGAAGCGCGCCACCGCCGUCAGCCGUGAGUUAUGGCCGUCGCUGCACAGCCCUCGCUCCGCCUCCACCACAAUUAUGCUUCCUUUCGCAUGAAUCAAAGCUCUUUCCGUAAUCCCCAGCUCCAUCCUCCCCACCGCUCCUCUCGUGCGAGAAUUCGAGCAAGCUCUGCUGUUGCUCUGGAACCUGAAUCAACCACUGAUACUUCCUACGUUGACUUGUUUGCUUGUCCAAUUUGUUACGAACCAUUGGUACGAAAAGGUCCUUCAGGAUUCAACUUACAAGCAAUUUAUAGGUCUGCUUUUAAGUGUAGGACAUGCAACAAGUCUUACUCGAGCAAGAACAUGUAUCUUGAUCUUACUGUUACAUCUGGAACAAAGGAGUAUAAUGAGUUCCAACCAACUGGGACUGAGCUAUUCAGGAGUCCACUUGUUUCGUUCGUAUAUGAGAGGGGCUGGCGCCAAAACUUUAACCGUAGCGGUUUCCCUGGUCCUGAUAAAGAGUUCACUAUGGCUCAGGAGUACUUUAAACCAGCUGAAGGUGGAGUGCUGGUAGAUGUGAGCUGUGGCAGUGGUUUGUUUUCAAGAAAAUUUGCGAAAUCAGGGGCUUAUUCAAGAGUCGUAGCGCUUGAUUUUUCUGAAAAUAUGCUUCGCCAGUGUUAUGAUUUCAUAAAAAAUGAUGAAACUAUCUUAAGCUCGAACAUUGCCCUUGUGAGAGCUGAUGUUUCGAGGCUUCCUUUUUCAUCUGGUUCAAUUGAUGCUGUUCAUGCUGGUGCAGCCUUACAUUGCUGGCCAUCUCCUUCAAAUGCUGUUGCUGAGAUAAAUCGGAUAAUGCGAAGUGGUGGUAUUUUUGUUGGAAGUACUUUCCUUCGAGUCACUUCAUCAACGCCUACUUUCUUAAGGCCUUUCAGACAGAGAAACACAAGGAAUUAUAACUACCUGACAGAGGAGGAGAUUGAGGACCUAUGCAUCUCGUGUGGGCUCAUUAAUUACACCAAGAAAGUGGAGCAGUCUUUUAUCAUGUUCUCUGCACAAAAACCUUGAUUUCUUGCCUUGGUACCUUUCUUCCCAAAUGUAUGUGUAUGUAAACGCACCCAAAUCUAGCCAACGUUGUUGUAAUAUAAAUAUUUUGUAGGAGGUAAUUAAGUGGUUGCCUUCUCUUUCUCAA
This is a messenger RNA of Salvia hispanica, 1288 nucleotides long. Its product is annotated as S-adenosyl-L-methionine-dependent methyltransferases superfamily protein. Lineage: Eukaryota; Viridiplantae; Streptophyta; Magnoliopsida; Lamiales; Lamiaceae. Gene Ontology annotation, molecular function: S-adenosylmethionine-dependent methyltransferase activity. The record is from RefSeq and is a predicted model, not a curated record. Gene Ontology annotation, cellular component: chloroplast.